This is a messenger RNA of Symbiodinium necroappetens, 486 nucleotides long. Lineage: Eukaryota; Dinophyceae; Suessiales; Symbiodiniaceae. The record is from the annotation of a GenBank genome assembly.
AUGCGCGUCAUUACAAUGGGCGGCUCGGCAGAGGGCGAGGCGGAAGCAGCGCACUACGAAGCUGAGCUCCGGGCUUUGCCGGAGUCGACGUUGCCGCGAAGCUCCGGACUACCCGUCUUCGACCUUUGCCUUAUUGGCGUGGGAGAUGAUGGCCACUUUGAGUCGCUCUACCCGGACCGGGAGGAGAUUGCGGAUGCUUCGGGCCGAUGGGUCUUGGCUGUGGACAUGAAGUCGCCUCCCACCAUCACGCUCUCGCCGGCAGCGAUGAUGUCUUCCAAGAAGGUCCUUGUGGCCUCCGCUGGAGUUUCGGAGAAGUACCCCAUGGGCAAAUCGGAAGCCAUGAAGAAGGCUAUCGAAGGCAUGGAAGGCCCUCGUGCCUUCCCUGCAAGCCCUCAGAUCUACGGCAUGCUACCUUCUCGACGAGGCGGCCGCCUCCUCCCUGAGCGAAGGUUACCUGAGCUGAGCGCGGAGGCAAUGAGAAGAUGA